AUACUAAGUGCGACUGAUAGUUAUAACAGACUGCAAAGGAGAAAAAUGGAGCCUGCUGUGCAACUGUUUGUAUAUGCGCUGAUUGCUUUUGACAGUGCAUUCCCAGGAUCUUCUGCCCAACAAACAUCAUCUAACACAGCAGGAGUUCCUUCUCAAAAAUGGUACACCGAAACAACAUACCCAGAAACAGCCACAACACCCUAUAGAACCACAGCCUGGCCCUAUAGAACCACAGCCUGGCCCUACAGAACCACAGCCUGGCCCUACAGAACCACAGCCUGGCCCUACAGAACCACAGCCUGGCCCUACAGAACCACAACCUGGCCCAUCACCACUUUUGUACCUUGUGGGGGUCAACUGACUGGUGAAAGAGGAGCAUUUACAAGCCCCAACUACCCGUACUCCUACCCACACAAUGCACGCUGCGUCUGGUACAUAACAGUUGAUCGACACAGUCAAAUAUACCUGACUUUGACAAAUGUUCAAUUGGAAUGUGGAUAUGACUAUGUUAGAGUGUACAAUGGCCCUUCAACCAGUUCUCCACAAAUCGGACAAGUGUGUCAGUCACAGGGUGUGACUUUUAGUUCAUCUUCAAAUACCAUGACUGUGGUCUUCACUUCCGACGGUUCCAUCACAGGCUCAGGAUUUACUGCAUCUUACUACUAUUAUGACACUGCAUCGUGUGCAGGCCUCUGCGGUGGCUCUAAUGCAUUGUGCUCCUGUGAUUCCAGCUGUGUGUAUUCUAAUAGCUGCUGCCGGGACUUCUGUGAUGUCUGCCCUUAUGAGAAUUACAAUUACUGCUUUCACACCUCCACUCCUUCCUAUCCAAACCCCACAACACCAGCAACAGGAUCAUGCUAUGGCAGUUGCUAUGGUUAUGCUGGAAACUGCUCAUGCAGCUCCAAUUGUGCUUAUUAUGGUAACUGCUGUGAUGACUUCUGUAACUACUGCCCCUAUUUGAAUUACGGUUACUGUCAACCUUCAACCACCCCAACCCCAAGCACACCAGGUUCCUGUGGAGGUUACCUGGGAGGACCCUAUGGAUCAUUCUCAAGCCCUAACUACCCCUAUAAUUACCCAAAUGGAGCCUACUGCACAUGGCACAUACAGGUUGAAAGAAAUGAUAAAAUAUACUUGACAUUCCUUAAAAUACAAAUGGAAGCUUGCAGUAAUUGUAACUGUGAUUCAAUUUCAAUAUAUGAUGGACCUUCAACCAAUUACCGUCGCAUUGGAUUUAUUUGUCGUAAUAAUACAACUGUAUUUGAAUCAUCUUCAAACACUAUGACAGUGGUGUUCAGAACAGACGGGUCUGUCACAGCUACUGGGUUUUAUGCUCACUACAAUACUGUACAUCAAAACCGAGCAAACAUCCAGUGCAGUUCGGACUACAUGGAAGUGACUUUGCAGAGGUCUUACAUCGAGUCCCUGGGCUAUAAUGCCAGUGAAUUAUACCUGAAUGAUCCAAACUGCAGACCGCAAACCACGGGCUCUCAGGUUCUGUUCAGAAUACCACUGAAUCGCUGUGGAACGUUCCGAGAGGUAAAUAACGGAAGCAUUGCCUAUUACAAUAACAUCAGAGGUUAUAGUUCUGGAGGGGUGAUCACCCGCCAAACCAACCUGCAGCUUCGCGUGGGCUGCAAAAUGGAACAGAACACAAAUGUGGAGAUCAUGUACGUGGCGAAGGAAGAGGUGACUGCUAAUGAAACCAGCUGGGGCCAAUACAGAGUCAACAUGGCAUUCUACACAUCAAAUUCGUUCUGGACACCUGUUCGUGAAUGGCCAUAUUAUGUGGAUUUGAACCAAGAACUUUUCGUGCAAGUGCAGCUCAACAGCUCGGAUUCAGACCUGGUUGUGUUUGUGGACACCUGCGUGGCCUCCCCUUCUUCACAUGACUUUGUGUCAAAGACCUACUACUUAAUCAGAAACGGGUGUGUGAGAGAUGGCACAUACUCUUCCUAUUACUCUAAUGCUAUAGGCACUGCCCGCUUCAAAUUCAGUGCCUUCAAGUUUCUGCAGAGCCACCCUUCAGUGUACCUGCAGUGUAAAAUUGCAGUGUGCCAGGCCUACGAUUAUUCCGCUCGCUGCUACAGAGGCUGCUUGCCCAGAAGCAAGAGGGACCUGAGCUCGUCCGGAAGGAAGACUGAAGUUGUGUUGGGACCCAUCCAGCUGAGGCAGGAGGGGGCUCCUGGAGACCAGAUGAAAGCCGGUGAAAAGGCUCCUGUGAAAAUUCCCACAUAAAGGUCCAAGCAGUUAUUUCUCUGAAUCUACAGCAACAGCUUUUAAAGUUACCUGCACUGUAUUAUCAAACCUAUUAAUUCCUUAACUUUCUCUGUAACCAUCAAGAUUUAUGGUUUCUUAGGUAAUAAUAAUAAUGUCAACAAAAGGAACAAACAUUUCAGUCCAGCAGACAAGCAUUGGAUGACAAUGCCAUCUGUCAUUUUCAAUUAUAAAUGGCACUGCAGGCACCAACAUUAUCCUUUGCAUUAUCCUUUUAAGAUCAAACAAUUUCACUGGAGAAACUACUCAUUAAACAGUGUUUAGACCUAAUCAAAAUGUACUCUGAUGCUGAAAUCCUGUUUCUCUCUUGUAAUAAUGAUCUUUUAGACAAUAUUAUAGUUUCUUAAAGCUGUAACAGUAGAAAUGCAAUAAAAUGGCUUUUAAAAGAA
Messenger RNA from Polyodon spathula (Mississippi paddlefish), 2666 nucleotides. RefSeq names its product deleted in malignant brain tumors 1 protein-like. The transcript is spliced from 16 exons. Gene Ontology annotation, cellular component: cell surface. The coding region runs from base 46 to 2238 and encodes 730 amino acids. NCBI's taxonomy places the organism in Eukaryota, Metazoa, Chordata, Actinopteri, Acipenseriformes, Polyodontidae. The record is from RefSeq and is a predicted model, not a curated record.